Molecule: messenger RNA, 2802 nt
Organism: Echinostoma caproni
Lineage: Eukaryota; Metazoa; Platyhelminthes; Trematoda; Plagiorchiida; Echinostomatidae
Source: the annotation of a GenBank genome assembly
UACGUGCGUCUGCAUUAUGAUACUAGUCCGGAGGUUGUACUCCAAUUACUGUUACACGAGUGGCGUAUUGGUGUACCCAAUCUGGUAAUCUCUACUCUGGGUGGACUGGCCAAUGCACCACUACAAAGCAAGCUAAAACGUGUUGUGCAGAGUGGCCUACUUCGCGCGGCUAAAACAAUCGGAGCAUGGGUCAUUACAAACGGGUUAGAUAUUGGCGUGACCAGACACAUUGGUGAUGCCCUAGGUGAUGAAGUACACGUACGUGGCUCAAACAUUGUGGCUUUGGGCAUAGCCCCCUGGGGCUACGUUCAGCAUCGUGAAACCCUAAUGGGUUUGGAUCAUACGUGUGCCUACUAUUCUCAAGGCUGGAAGCCAGGGCGCCAGGAAGCUCCGUUGCAUUCACAUCACAAUUACUUUCUAUUGGCGGACAAUGGUACGACUGGGAAGUUUGGCGGUGAACUCUGUCUCCGUCGUCGUUUGGAACAAUAUCUGGCUCAACAACCCAUUGAUAUGCGUAGAUACGGUGGGUCCAAAUCUCGUGUUCCCAUUGUUGGUGUGCUUUUGGAGGGCGGUGCCCAAACCUUCAGAACCGUAUUCGAGCUGGUUACGGGACGCAACCCUGUCCCCGUGGUCGUUUGCGAUGGGAGUGGACGAGCUGCCGAUUUGCUUGCAUUUAUGCAUCGCUAUGCAAACGAGGACGGGGAUUUGCCUGGGCCGCUGAAAGAGCAAAUGAUCGGGACAAUUGGUCGCACAUUUCAAUUACGCCGUGGCGAUUCUGAGGGUCUAUAUAGCGAAUUACGUUUGUGCAUGAAACGUCGACGUCUAAUCAGUGUGUUCCGUAUGGGCGAGGGGGAUAGUGAUGAGAUUGAUAUCACUAUUUUGACUGCGCUUCUCCAAGUGUCCAGUCAGAAGUUGACACCAGCUGAACAAUUAUCAUUAACUAUGGCAUGGGAUAGGCCGGAUAUUGCACGCACCAAGGUGUUCACCUCGUUCAACCAAUGGUCGACUACCACUUUGGAAAAUGCCAUGGCCGAUGCCCUGUUGAAUGAUCGGUUAAAUUUUGUUCGUCUGCUGUUAGCUAAGGGAUUGGAUAUUCAAAGCUUUCUAACCGUGGGCCGAUUGGAAGAUUUGUACAUUGCAGCGAGCGAUGCAAACAAUCAGUCAUUUCAUAAACUGUUUGCCAAAGUGAUGGGUCCCCGUCAACGUAUUACGCUUCGCGCCAUUGGUCAGUUGAUCGAGGACCUAAUCGGAGGUGGCUAUCAGCACACGUAUUGUGACAAAACUGGCAGUGGUCAACUCCCCUCACCGGAGCACUGUUUACCAACCUUGAAUGCACAUCUAUAUUCUUCCGAUCCUCACUUGUCCCCUUUCACAAUCGUACGACAACAGGCCGCUACUGCACUCCAGGAGGAGAAGGUUGCCUAUCCCUAUCCAAAUAAGUCGGUAACCUACACCAAUUUGGAGCACGCGAUGGCUGCAGUCACGGGAUUCCAGGUUGCGUUGGCGCACUGGCAUCCACCGACCACAUCGACGCAAUUCAAUUCUCAAACUCAAAAUGAAUGCAAACCAUCGGCCAGACCAUCUGAAAUCUUUAUUGGCCGAAACGGAAUCCCACAAUCGAACCGAUCUUCCCGCUUUCGUUACCCCUAUACUGAACUACUUCAGUGGGCUCUACUAACGCGACGUUACGAAAUGGCUCGAUUUAUGGUGUUAGCUGGUGAGGAGUCCAUAGCCAAGGCCUUAUUCUCUGUGAAACUUCUCCGUUCCAUUCGUCACUCCACCGUGGAUGAUGAUUCCGAACCUGACCUAGCUCAACAAUUCCGGGAUCAAGAAAGUGCUUUUGAGCGACUUGCAGUCGAAUUACAAGAUCAUUGCUAUCGUCAUGAUCCGGACCAAGCCAAACGAUUGUUGACUUACGAAUUACACGCGUUUUCCGAUAACACCUGUCUGAGUUUGGCCUACAUGUGCGAAUCCAAGGAGUUUAUUGGUCACGCUUGCACACAAUCCAUAUUAAAUGAUUUGUGGUACGGCGGUCUUCGACAGGGUAAAAUGGUUGGAGCCAAAGUGGCCCUAAUCCUGAUCGGUUUAGCGUUUCCACCGAUCUACCCCCUGAUUGUCUAUUGCUUUUCCACCCGGAGCAAAUUUAUUGAAUUUAAAACCAAAGAGGAAUUGGCUCAACAGCCUCAGACAUUGCAGGAACAUUUGGAUGAUUUAGAGUCUUCCUCGUCAACAUCGUCGUCAGCGUCAUCCUCUUCCUCGUCAUCUUCCUCCCGGUCCCACUCACCAUCAUCCGCUGGCGCAUCUGGCCACUCUUCACGGGGUUCCAGUCGACGCUCGUCCCAAGCCGUCAAUGCUCCUAUUACUACUAAUACUGCUUCCCGUGCUGACACUGCACCAACCAACCCGAGUCCAUCUAAUGUGAAAUCUCAAACGCGACCGGUUAUGGGUGCCUUGGGAGAUCAACCCACUGUGGUUGGUCAAGCAGAACCUGCUUUCCCGACUACCCCUCAAGGCAGUCUUCACUCUGCAGCCUUUCCUAUGCAAGAACUAAGCGAUACUAAUCGCAGGGGGCAUCAUCGCCGGCGUAAACCGGUUGUACCUAAAUGCGCUCGUUUUCGCAACAGUCAUGUGCAACGAAACAGUUUAACCCCAAUCGAAACCGAGGAUCUUGGAGUUACUGCCUCUCAACCACCAGUGGAUGGUCUUUUGACUGUUCCGGCCGUUCCACCGACUCGACAUCGAAGACGAAGAAGGGUGAGUCAGACUUGUGGCCGAAACAAUUUGGGAGCGUUUUGUUUUUAG